Lactuca virosa is the source of this 597-nucleotide messenger RNA. Lineage: Eukaryota; Viridiplantae; Streptophyta; Magnoliopsida; Asterales; Asteraceae. The record is from the annotation of a GenBank genome assembly.
AUGUCAUCAAUCGACGCCUUACACUGCCACCAUAGAUCCAGAAUCAAAAUCCCUUUCGUUGAUCCAUUGUAUCAUAAACCUAUCUCCACUGAAGAUCCCCCGCAGAUUGAUAGAUUAAACAACGUGGUAGCGACAUCCUUCUUCCCCCUCGUAGUUCCGUGCCCUAAUUCUAGACCUCGCGAUUUGUAUCUUGUUAUCUUCGAUUACCAACUGACUAAACAGUGUCGCGGUAGAAUUCUGUAUCACUGUUGCGCUUCGUCUUCGUCGGAUGACACGUCGGCGACCGUUGGAAAGCCCAAGAAGAAGACGCAUGACCGUCUAUCCGGUGUAAUAGACGCUGUUAAUGAUCGGAAACUCCUUCCUGAACUACGUGGCCAACGCAACAAUAUUAGGUCAGAAACAGAUAUUAUCAAUGUUGUGGAGCAAAGGAUUUGGCAUUUAAUGGAGGAAUGCCAGUUCGAUAACUUACAAGGGAAGGGCAAACCAUUAAACCUGAAUAACAAUCGUCACGCUGGUGAAAGCGGUUUUAGGUUCUUUUUCUACUAUCUUCUAUGUUUGGGAACGUCCAUAGGCCGGAUAAAUUAUGAUUUGGUGUAA